Messenger RNA from Drosophila busckii, 7202 nucleotides. It is a transcript of the gene msps, whose product is annotated as protein mini spindles. Lineage: Eukaryota; Metazoa; Arthropoda; Insecta; Diptera; Drosophilidae. Gene Ontology annotation, molecular function: microtubule plus end polymerase activity; microtubule plus-end binding. The transcript is spliced from 15 exons. The record is from RefSeq and is a predicted model, not a curated record. Bases 294 to 6551 code for a protein of 2085 amino acids. Gene Ontology annotation, cellular component: microtubule plus-end; spindle pole; centrosome. Gene Ontology annotation, biological process: establishment or maintenance of microtubule cytoskeleton polarity; centrosome duplication; mitotic spindle organization.
UUAUUUAUUUAUUAUUGUUGCAACGGCAUUUCGUUAUUACUUAGAGAGCCACAUACAAAGCCAUUGCUGAGUGUUAGUGUUUGUGUAUGUGUGUGCGUUUGUUGGUUUUCUGUUUGCCAUCUACGCGCCUGUGAAAAAUCGAAGUUAUUGCAUUACAUUGCGGCCGCUGCUUGCCCUUUGGGAAUUCAAUUUACAUGCUAAUGACAGUGCUAUCGACAUCAACUUAAAUCCGAAGCCAGCGAGAGUCGAAAGUCGUUGUUGCAUACCAAUCAAGGCGGUCGAAGCAGUCAGACAUGGCUGAAGAUACCGAAUACAAAAAAUUGCCCGUUGAGGAGCGUUGCGUGCACAAGCUAUGGAAGGCACGUGUCGAUGGAUACGAGGAGGCGGCUAAGCUCUUUCGCGAGCUUGACGAUGAAAAGUCUCCGGAGUGGUCCAAAUAUGCAGGGCUUAUCAAGAAGAUGAUUGUUGAUUCAAAUGCGCUGGCUCAGGAAAAGGGCCUGGAGGCAGCCUUGAUUUUUGUAGAGAACAGCGGCCUAGCUGGCCGCACUGUUGGGGAUGUCAUGACGGGCAUUGUGCAAAAAUGCAUUGCUGCCCCGAAGACUAAGACAAAGGAAUUAUCCGUGCAGGUCACACUUAUGUAUGUGGAGAUUGAAAAGCACGAGGCGGUGGUGGAGGAGCUGGUCAAAGGCAUGGAUCACAAAAAUCCCAAAAUAGUCUCAGCCUGUGUGGCAGCCACCACACAAGCGAUGCGUGAAUUCGGCCAUAAAGUCAUAAGCCCCAAGCCGCUCAUUAAAAAGCUGGCGCAACUUUUGUCAGAUCGAGAUAAAUCUGUGCGCGAUGAGACUAAACAGUUGGCCAUCGAAAUGUAUCGCUGGAUUGGCCCUGCCAUGAAGACACAUAUUGCUGCAUUGCCACAAGUGACGCUCAAGGAGCUGGAGGAUGAGUUUGAUAAACUUAAGGGCGAGCGUGCGGAGGCCUCCAGAUAUUUGAAAUCCCAGCAGGAGAAGCAGGCAAAGAUUGCCGAUGCCGCCGCCACUGAAGAAGCAUAUAAUGAUGACGAUGCUGAGGGUGGCGCUGAGGAAGUUGAUCCCAUGGAUCUGAUUGAUCCAGUUGAUAUUCUCUCAAAGCUGCCCAAGGACUUCUACGACAAGCUGGAGGAGAAGAAAUGGACGCUGCGCAAAGAAUCGCUUGAAGUAUUGGAAAAACUGCUCACAGAUAAUCCCAAAGUAGAGGGUGGUGAAUUUGGCACGCUGGUCAAUGCGCUGAAGAAAGUCAUCACCAAAGAUUCUAACGUUGUGCUGGUGGCCAUGGCGGGCAAAUGCCUUGGCAUGCUGGCCAAAGGUCUCUCUAAGCGUUUCUCAACUUAUGCUUCGGCUUGUGUACCUGCACUACUCGAGAAAUUCAAGGAAAAGAAGCCAAAUGUGGUCACUGCACUACGUGAUGCCAUGGAUGCUAUUUACGCAUCUACCACACUGGAGGCACAGCAGGAAUACAUCGUAGAAGCGCUGGCCAAUAAGAAUCCCAAUGUCAAGUCCGAGACGGCCAUGUUUCUAGCGCGGGCACUUACCCGUACACAGCCCACGGCUAUGAACAAAAAGCUGAUUAAGUUGAUGGUUACUUCACUGUUGAAAACACUGAAUGAAUCCGAUCCCACGGUACGCGAUAACAGCGCCGAGGCGCUCGGUACGCUGAUGAAACUGAUGGGCGACAAGGCGUUGGGUCCGCUGCUCACUGAUGUGGAUCCCUUGAAAAUGGCCAAAAUCAAGGAAUGCCAUGACAAAGCAGAAAUUAAAGUUAAAGUAGCUGCACCCAAGAAGGCGCCAGCACGUCCUGCCACCGCACCAACAGGCAAGACCGCAGUAGCUCCUGCCAAGGUCAACGCUGGCAGCUUGGAGCCGAAAGCAGUGGCGCGUCCAGCCACUUCUGGUGCACGAAAGGUUUUGAAAAAGCCCACUGCAGCUGCAGCAGGAGCCGCUGGCGCUGGUUUGGCUAAGUCUUCGAGCAGCAAGGCGCUGGCUACAGAGCGUGAAAUGUCACCCGAAGAGGUGCAAGAGAAGGCAGAUGAACUUCUGCCAGCUGAAAUACUCAACGGCCUCGGCGAUGCCAACUGGAAGAAUCGUUUGGCAGCAGUGGAGCAGCUACUGGUAGAGAUUAGCAGCUACGAUGCCAAGCAGCCAGGAAUUUCACAGAUUCUAGUGCGCACUAUUAGCGGACGCAAGCCUGGGCUCAAGGAAACAAACUUCCAAGUGCUGAAGCAUAAGUUGGACAUCAUACGCUGCGUGGCCGAGAAUUAUCCUCUCACCAUCAUCACCGUGGACAAUGUGGUAAAUGAAAUAACUGAGAAGCUGGCAGAUGCCAAGAAUGGAGGAGUCGCUGCGGAAGUGCUUACCGCUCUGGCCGAGUCCACCAAGCUAGAGUAUGUGGUCAGCAAGGUCCUGAGUUUUGCCUUCGAGCAAAAGUCUCCCAAAGUGCAGUCGGAAGCAUUCAACUGGAUGAACAAAUCCAUUUUAGAGUUUGGCUUUCAGCUGCAGCCCAAAAUGGUUAUUGAAGAUGUGCGCAAGGGUGUGCAGAGCACUAAUCCACUCGUGCGUGGCGCUGCCAUACAGCUGGUGGGCACAAUGACCAUGUACAUGGGCAAUGCACUCAUGAUAUUUUUUGACGGCGAAAAGCCCGCGCUUAAGUCGCAAAUCCAAGCUGAGUUUGAUAAGAAUCUUGGUGAGAAACCGCCCAGGCCUAUAAGGGGCGUUAAAGGCAGAUCUGCUGGUGGUGAUGGGCAGGACGAAGAGCAGGAUGAUGAGGCUGCCGCAGAGCCAGAACCCAUAAAUCUAGCAGACUUGCUGCCACGAAUGGACAUUGCACCGCAAAUCACAGAAGCGCUGCUCAAAGAAAUGUCCGACAAGGAUUGGAAAACGCGCAAUGAGGGACUCAACAAGCUGCAGCUGAUCAUCAGUGAAGCCAGACUUAUCAAACCAAGCAUUGGUGAUCUGGCGCCUGCCUUGGCACAUCGUCUGGUUGACUCUAAUGCCAAAAUAGCGCAGACCGCGCUUUCGAUUUGUGAACAACUGUCAACAGCCAUGGGCGCUGGUUGUCGUGCUCAUGUGCGCGCACUCUUUCCAGGAUUUCUACAUGCGCUUGGUGACAACAAGAGUUUUGUGCGUGCUGCGGCAUUGAACUGCAUUAAUAGCUUUGGCGAGCAGGGCGGCUACAAGGAGUUUUUCGAAAGCGAAAUGAUUGCGGAUGCUUUGAAGAGUGGGUCGCCAGCACUUAAGGUAGAAGUAUGGACUUGGCUGGCCGAGAAGCUGCCUGGAUUGCCACCAAAAUCCAUAUCCAAGGAGGAGCUUAACACCAUGGUGCCACAUCUCUAUGCGCACAUUUGUGAUCGCAAUGCGGAUGUGCGGAAGAAUGCCAAUGACGCAGUCUUGGGCAUUAUGAUACAUUUGGGCUUUGAAGCUAUGUCACGUGCGCUGGACAAGCAAAAGCCCGCCUCCAAAAAGGACAUAAUGGCUGCCUUGGAGAAGGCACGUCCUAAUUUACCAGUGAAGCCGUUACCCAAGGGCAAGCAACAGGCGCCAAUCGCCGAUGAGCCAAAGAAAGUGGUUCGCAGUGGUGGUGGCGCAGGGGCAGCCCAGAGGCAGGUCGCCAAUAAAGCUGCCAGCGCUGGCGCCGACAAAGCAGCAGCUGCAGCCUCUGCGCGCAAAAAGGAUGAGGAUAUAGACACUUCACCGCUACUGGCCGUGAAUGGUAUUAAGAAUCAACGACUCAUUGAUGAACAGAAAAUGCGCGUGCUUAAGUGGACAUUCACCACGCCUCGUGAUGAAUUCACGGAUUUGCUGCGCGAUCAGAUGACCACGGCGAAUGUAAACAAGGCAUUGAUGGCCAACAUGUUUCACGAUGACUUUCGUUAUCAUUUGAAAGUUAUUGAACAGUUAAGCGAGGAUUUGCCAAACAACAGCAAAGCAUUGAUAUGUAAUCUGGAUUUGAUACUUAAGUGGCUGACACUGCGCUUCUACGAUACGAACCCUUCUGUGUUAAUUAAGGGUCUCGAAUAUCUAGGACAAGUGUUUCAGAUGCUCGUCGGAAUCGAGUACAUGAUGGCAGAGAACGAAGGCAGCAGCUUUGUGCCACAUCUGUUGCUCAAAAUUGGUGAUCCCAAGGAUACUGUGCGCAAUGGUGUGCGACGCGUGCUGCGGCAAAUUAAUCUGCUAUAUCCCUUCACUAAGGUCUUCUCUUAUGUAAUGGAUGGUCUUAAGUCGAAGAAUGCGCGACAGCGCACCGAGUGCUUGGAUGAGCUCAACUAUCUCAUUGAAAACUAUGGCCUAAACAUUUGCCAGCCCUCACAGCAGGUGGCGCUCAAGGAAAUCGCAAGGCAAAUCUCAGAUCGCGACAACUCAGUGCGUAAUGCAGCGCUCAAUUGCAUUGUGACGGGUUUCUUUCUGGCCGGUGAGAAGAUCUACAAGCUCAUUGGCCAGUUGAGCGAGAAGGAUCUGUCCAUGUUGGAUGAGCGCAUCAAGCGUGCCAAAAAGACACGCAAGCCAACGGCAGAGCCAACCCCAUCUGCUGCGCCAGUGGCAGCGCAAAUUGUGCAACAGGAGAGCAUUGAGAUUGAAGAUGCGGUGGCUAAUGGCUGUGAUGAGCUGCCGCCACCCGACCAAGAGUGCGGUGAUCAGCAGGGCGAAUUAAAUGCGCGUGGUCUGCGUAAUCUGUUGGAUCGGAAUGCCACAAGUCUUGAGAGCAACUCGUACUCCCUGACCAGACAGGCCACAUUUGAUCAGGCGCCAUCGGUGCAGCUGCUGCAACUGAAGCACCAAAUGCAACUGCAACAGCAGCAAGCACAGCAAAUGCGCACGAGCGGUCCAUUUGGACUGGAUCCGCAGGUAAUGUCUGAAAUUGAAAAGGACUGGGUGCGUGUGGAUCAAAUGAAUUUCAAGGAGUAUCCCAGUGUGGACAUCUCGCUGCUCUUUGAGCCAAUUAAAGUAAUACCAACGCGCGAUGGCUUCCAGUAUCCACAGGAGAAGUUUGAUCGUCUUAUAGCGCGUUCUCGUUAUAUGCAACAAAAUCAAACGACAUCACCACAAUCAAAUGCCACCAUGGUCAGCGGUGUGUCGCCUUAUCGCAGUCCAAUGCGUAUUCAAGAGCAACAACCACAGAUGGACAACAAUAUGCCCAACCUAGCCGAUGUGCUGCCCAAGCAUGAUCCGCAACUGGUUAAGAUUAUCAAGGCAGUGAGCAGCAAUGAUACGCUGAAAGCGCGUGCUGCUAUCAAUGAAAUCACGGAGAUUAUUGAAUCGCCCGAGAAACAGGCCGUGUUGCGUGACUACGAGGAGCUAUUCAUACAGAAUGUGCUGGCACAACUAAAGAAUCUAUCCCAGCUGCCCAUGUCGCAGUCUUUGGUUGUUUACCAACCAUUGCUGUCAAUUUUGUACACAUUCUUCAGUGCCAACAUUUUGGGCAAAACGCUGAGCGUUGCCUGUAUUAAGAAUCUAAUGUCAGCAAUGCUAUAUCUGCUGGCUGAUCAAAAGCUGACCAGCGGCGAUGAUAGUCAAUACAACAAGGUUAUCAAUGGCAUUUGUCUUAAAGUGCUGGACAAGGCUAACUUUACCAAUAUUUACUGCGCCUUGAUUCGUUUGUUGCGUGAGACUUGUCCUGAGGCUGGCUUGCCAAAGUUCACGGACCUGCUUAUGAAGUGCAUUUGGCGUAAUAUCAAAAUGUUGCCAGAACGCACGAAUGAGCUCAACUACGACGUUGUCAUGAUGGAGGUGCACGAGUUUAUGCUUGCCUUGCCCAGCAGCUGGUGGCAAAACAGACCCUCAGAUACGCCUCUGCGUACAGUGAAAACUAUAAUACAUAACAUGGCCAAGGUGAAGGGCAAUGCCAUAUUGCAGCAUCUCAAUCAAAUACCUGCGCACUCGGAGCUGCACACCUACUUAAUACGCAUACUAAAGAAUUUCCAGAAGGAUGGCACUGUGCCUGGUACAAGCGGAUCGCCGCAACGCCAGCUCUUCCCCGCCAAGGAUAUGGGCUCAAAGCGCAUUAGUCAUCAAACACAUGAUACUGUAACACAGAUAUUUAAACUAAUCUCAGACAAGGAUACCAAACAGCAGGGACUCCAAAAACUAUACGACUUUAAGCAACAAAAUCCAGACAUUGAUUUAAGCACCUUCCUGCAAGGUGCCAGCGCCAAUUUUCACAAGUAUAUUGAGGAAGGACUCGCUGAGAUUGAACGUAACCAGAACACAGCGCCCACGCAGUCACUCGACAAUCGCACGGCUGCUACACGUUCUUAUCUCGCAGAUGUCAACAAUCAGAAUGUGGUACAUGAGCCAGAGUACUGGAUGGAUCGUUUACAAAAUCUAAUGUCUAAGCGUAAUAAGACAGACGGCGAGAGUAACAUCUUGGAUAACAAGGUGGCCGAUGAGAAUCUCUGCUUGAAUGCCAUGAACUCACAGAAGGCAUCACUCAUCAGACGAGAGAAACCCGAAUUGUCGCCCAAUCGCCUGCAGCAUAUACAGGCCAGGCUGGCGCAAAUUAAAAAGGAGAAUCAUGCCCAAUAAUUGCGUAUUACGAUUGAGUUCACGCCGGAGCGUAGACUACAGGCGCAACAUUUUUAUUUUAUUUAAACAUAAUUAUGUAUGCUUAUAUAGACUCUCGGUAUAAUCAUAAAGUUAUAUAUUCAUAGUAACAAGCAAACUCGAAGACAGGUUAACAACAAUAACAAUAAUUAACAGGAUACUACACACAUACACAAACAUGCAUACUAAUAUUUAAACUAUAUACUACCUUAAAGUAAUACUACUGUACUACACACAGCAAAUCAUGUUGAAUGUAUUAGCACUGAGUUCAAUUUGUUGUCGAUUGAUUUGCGUUUAGCUUAGUUAAGUUCAAACAUUGAAAGCGUAUUUCUUUUUUUUCCUAAUUAUUACUACGUUGAUAAUUCAAUGUUGCAAGCAUGUUAACAAUUUGUGUAUUUAAUAAAGAAGCAUUGUGUUUUUCGCCCAUUACAAUUACGUAUUGAAAUUAGUUAAAGAAAUGUGUUAUCGUGGUUACGUUAGCUGCAGCCCAGAAUACUUAGUUUGCAUUGAAUAAGUUGAUCAACAACAUUAUGUUUCGUUUUAACAAUUGUAUAGCUUAAGAAUAUCUUUCACACACAUACUACAUGUAACAUGUCCAUUAUUUAUGCAACACACAAACACACACACACACAA